This is a messenger RNA of Mytilus californianus (California mussel), 3925 nucleotides long. RefSeq lists its product as uncharacterized. Gene Ontology annotation, cellular component: endoplasmic reticulum membrane. Bases 904 to 3264 code for a protein of 786 amino acids. Gene Ontology annotation, molecular function: mannosyltransferase activity. The record is from RefSeq and is a predicted model, not a curated record. Lineage: Eukaryota; Metazoa; Mollusca; Bivalvia; Mytilida; Mytilidae. The transcript is spliced from 3 exons.
UAUUGCUUAUGUUCGUUUCAUACACGAUGCACAGAAAACUCAAUUGAAUGAUUUAAAUUCAAAUAUACAGGAUUAUUAGUGACUUCCAACGAAAUUAAACAAUUAAUUCUUGUGACGUGCAGUGAAUAGUGUCUAAUUAAUUGGAAAUUUUAUAACGGCACUGUCCACAGUAUUAUCCAAACGCUUUAGUUGACAGUAAACUAUAUUGAGAAAAAUGUUAUUGAAAUAACAUAAGUUAGUAUUUGAUAAAUCCGUAAAGGGCGUGAAAUAAAUAUUUGACGAGCUGAAAUAAUCAAUCCAGCAUCAAUUGUCGGAUAUAUAUUUUUUACCUGACAUCUGAAUAAUAAAUUUCCAGGAUCAAUGUUAUUCUAGUUCUACAUGUCACACGGCGUGAUGUACAAUUCGUAAAAUUGAUAGCAGCCGACUGCAAUAUGGAUUUACGAUGCAAGAAUCACCUGAACAGAAAAUUGUUUUAUUAAGAGGAUUAUUUUCUACAAAUCGUUGGAACAUCAUUGUACUUCAUUAAAUAUACCUUACAAUAGCCGUGCUUUGGUGACGACAAUAUUUUCACCAACGGGUGAAGAAAGGGGAAAUUGCAAUAUCAGGCUUCGUCGACUUGGGAUGCAUUUUAUACUUAUUAAGGACAUUUGAAUAGGUAGGAGUCAGAUAUCUGCAAUAUAUCCUAAUGUAUGGUGCAGUGUAGCGAAUUAAUACCCUGGACUAUUUAUAUUUUCACUUGACACGAUGACAGUCGUACAAUACCGAACGAUAUGUUUUUCAGACCGAACAAAAGAUUAGUUAACAUCGUUUUAAAUGUACAUGAUUUUUAAGCCACACGAUACGAUAAUUAUUUCAUACAGCAUUUAUUAAACAUUGAAACAAGGUGAAAAAGCCAGAAUAAAAAUGAAAAGUAGGAAAAUGAAAGAAAUGAAAAAAUUAAAAUUAAAGCAUCAUACUGGCAAUGACAGAAAUGGAAAAUGUGAGUGUGGGUUAGAGAGUAUAUUGCCUGAACUGUUACCAUGGUAUUUGUUCGUCAUAGUGCUGUGUAUCAGGAUUCAUUAUGUUCUUCAACCAAAAAACUGGUGGCUGCUUCAUCCAGAUGAAAUAUUCCAAUCAGUUGAAGUUGCUUUUUCUGAGGUGUACGGAAAUGGAUUUAGAACCUAUGAGUAUAGUCCACCCACAAUAAAUGUUACGACACCGGUUGAAGAACAGGAAAUGAACCAGGGAAUGUACAGUUUGAGGUCUUUUCUCUACCCACAAUUCUUUGCUGUAAUAUUUGCCGUCUGCAAGUUCGUUGGAAUACGUUUGAAUUGUUACUUGGUUGGACGUAUUUGUCAGUCUGUAGUAACGUCAUUUACUCCAGUGGCUGUGUUCAGAUUCUGUAGGACUUUAUUUAGGUGUAGAGGAACUGCGUCUCUAGCUGCAAUAUUAACUUCAUUUUCAUUACACAUAUCGGUCCUUGGAACACAUACAUUGGUCAAUAGUUUUAUUUCUCCAUUCUUAUUUCUUUCAUUAGACAUCAUUUUGCAAUGUGUAUUAAAACCUCCGGACAUUUCAGAUUUUGCAAACGACAAAAGUUUAAACAAUAACAGUUUUUCUAGGUAUAAUCAUACAGAAAAUAGAAGCGCUUCAAUACAAUGUACCAUGCGCGAUAUUAAUAGUAAUUCAAAGACUCCGAAAAAUUCAUUGCAUGGUGCAGCACUUCAAGAGCAAAAGCAUUCAACAGAAGAUGGUAGCAUAAUUAAAGAAGCGAAAACAAUGAAAAGCAAACUGAAAAAGAACCAUCUAGCAACCAGACACUUUACAUUGGACAUAAAUGUAAUUUUAUUAAGUUUAUCGGGUUUUGUUUGUGCAAUAAUUUGUUACAUGAGGCCUGACACUAUCAUUUUCCUAAUUGAAAUAGGCGUCUCUUUUCUGUUUACAUAUCGAAAUAAUGUAUCAGUGAAAAAAGUCGUAUAUUUAACUGGUACCGUUGGAUCCGGUUUUGCAACGGGUUUAACAAUAGGGGGUUUACUUGACUGGUUCACGUAUGGUGUGAUGUUUAUUUCGCCAGCUCAGUGGUUGAAGUUAAAUGUAGCCUCACAUGUCCCUGCUGUAUUGUAUGGAACAAAUAGUCCAUAUCAGUACAUUUUAGACAUUUUUGCCAGCUGUACGUCUGAGCUUUGCUUUAACAUUUUCUGUCUCGCCGCUUUAUUAAUUAUGAUGACUCAAACUAAGUAUAUUGACUCAGGGGAUCAAAAGUCAAGUUCUAGUCUAUUAGUAACUCUAUCAUUUAUGCUUAUUAUAUAUUCAGUAAUCGCGCAUAAGGAAAUAAGAUUUGUUCAUAACGUUUUAAUCAUUGUUGAAAUUUUAGCAGCGUACGCAAUUCACGGGGCUUUGCAAUUUAUAAAAAGUUUGUUUAAAUUUACCAAAGAUAAAAUCAGAAUCGUUGUGAUGGUCUUCACGAUAACCGUAGGUCUAAAUACUUACAUGAAUUUUCCUGCAUAUCGCGAAGAAAUCAUUCUGCCAUGGAAAACGGUAAUACCGAGCGAUUCUUCAGAUAUCAAUCAGUGCUUGUUCUUUAUUAGUGAACAAAACAACGUAACAGGAGUAUUUGUAGACAAUUCCAUUUACACGAUUGCGGGAUUUACCAUUUUGAAACACGACGUGCCAUUGCUUACUUUAAUUCACCAUGAAUACCACGAAUAUAGGAGUGGAGGGUAUAUACCACGAACUGAUCUCAGUUAUACGACACCGCGAAACUUGCAUGUCAUAAACCGAUACUCUGAUAUCAUCGAUGUGACAAAUAUUCACUAUUUAUCGAAACGUUUACUGGAAAGUCAGGAAUAUAAUUAUGUUGUUGUCCCAAACAAGAGAGUGCCGUCUUUUCGUCAACUUGGUUUUAAUAAAGCUCCAUUUAGCGCAGGGAGAUAUUCCGUCCUACAGAGAUUAUUGACACAGAUCGAAUCUACAAAAUUGUCAAUCGCUGGUAAAAAUAUGCCACUUGGUAAAAACUCUACCAUUAUGGAAUAUGAAGCUAGUUGGUUGUACACAGCAGGACUAUAUUCGAAGGCUAUAGAACGUUUAGAAAAUGCUAUAGAACUAAACAAUUCAAGGGUACGCCCAUUUCAAUUACUUGCGUCAUCUUAUGCAAAUAAGGCUGACUUAGCAAGCGCAAAGGCGACAGAAGACAAAUGCAUUCUAGGCCAUGGUCGAACUGCAUGUCGGAAACCCCAACCAAGAAUAGUGAUUCACGACGACUAUAAACAGUACAGUUUUAAUUAAAAUACGAUAAAACAAUACAUACGGUUCUUAAAGAGUGUUCGUAAAUGAUAAUUAAACAACAGUUACCUAAAUUAUCAUUUUCCAAAAGAUAAUAUUCAUUAAAUGUCCGAUGCGUCUGAAGUGAAUGAAUACAUUCACCUGCUAUAUAAAAAGUUAGAAAUAUAACUAGCGAAUAUACUUCAGUGUCAUCUCACGAAACCGUCGUUCAAUAUCCACAAUCAGCAUCGCAGAAUGCAUUUGAAUACUAUACAUGAUAUUUUAGUGGCGUUAGUAAACUUUCGUAUUAAUUCGUUUUAUGUGUGCGCAGUAUUUAUACAAGGCUGGUGAAGGGAAAUGUUGUGCCAUUAAACGGUUUGCUUUCAUCGUUUAAAAAGGAAAAUACAAAUUAUAUAUUUUAUAUUACAUUCAUCAGGUUUUUUCACUUUUGUUUUUUUUUCCUUUUUAUCAAUUUUAUACUAGUUUAUAUGUGAUAUCUUUUUACAAUAACUUAUACUUGGCAAGGACGGAUUUUUUUAAUUUUUAAUUGUCGCAAUUCGUCAUACGAUGUCAGCUUUAAAUGUUUAGGCAAUCAAAAUGCUAAUAUUUAAAUUAUUUAAUGUUAUUUAUAUUUUUAUAUAUUGUUACGUUUUGAGUGACAAAAAAAUGAAACACAUAUUGUUUU